Lucilia cuprina (Australian sheep blowfly) is the source of this 1589-nucleotide messenger RNA. RefSeq names its product odorant receptor 85f (gene Or85f). The record is from RefSeq and is a predicted model, not a curated record. Gene Ontology annotation, biological process: detection of chemical stimulus involved in sensory perception of smell; sensory perception of smell. NCBI's taxonomy places the organism in Eukaryota, Metazoa, Arthropoda, Insecta, Diptera, Calliphoridae. Gene Ontology annotation, molecular function: olfactory receptor activity; odorant binding. Bases 1 to 1548 code for a protein of 515 amino acids. The transcript has 7 exons. Gene Ontology annotation, cellular component: plasma membrane.
AUGAAGAGAAAGGUUAUGGUAAUUCUUAUUCCCAAGGCCGGCAAGGUCAAGAGUGCACUUCAUGAGGUGGUGGGUUGUAUUGAGUUCGGUCUAGAUCACAAAGAGUAUACCUUGGCCGCGUUUUUCGAUAUAGAAGUAGUCUUUAAUAAUAUUAAAAUAGAGGCCAUUAAGGAAUCAUUGGUUACACUCGAUGUUCAGGAUUUCCUGGUCAAGAGUGCGCUUCAUGAGGUGGUAGGUUGUAUUGAGUUCGGUCUAGAUCACAAACUCGAUGUUCAGGAUUUUCUGUUUAACAGUCGAUAUUUUAAAAUCGUUAAUAAAAUGUCUUCAAUCAGUGCAAAUCCUUUGCUAACGCAAAAAAAUUUUCACGAUUUUUGUAAUUUACCAAAUAAAAUAUUGUCCAGCAUCGGUUGCGAUUUGUUAAAUAAACCCCAUUCGAUUUGGUUGUCUGUUCUUAAAAAGUGUUAUUCUAUAAUAGCAUUUUUGUCUCAUGCCUAUAUUUGCAUAUAUAUUACGAAAACUAUGUUCAACAUGAUUGUUUCCGAUGAUUUUGAAUUGGGUUUAUUGUUGCGUUUAAUUUCUGGCUUUAUUUAUGCCUUGUUUUCGAUAUUGAAAGCGAUAACAUUUUUCUGGAACAUCAAAGAGUUUAUGGAAAUCUAUCAAGUUCUUAGAGAAAUAUUUCCCGAGACUCGCAAAGAAAAGUUAAUGUUAAGGGUGCGAGAUUAUUUUUGGCCAAAAUCUAUUUUAUUUAUAGUGUAUUUUUAUAUUGGAGCCGUUACAUUUAUUGCAUCUUCACCUCUUUUAGAGGGUGUUAUUUUGUAUAUUGUAAGUGUUUUUAGAGUCGGUUGGAGUCGUGCAGAAUUUGGUUACUUUAAAUUAUACGAAAUUCAAUAUGGUUUUGAUCAUCAUAGUGUAUUUGCUUAUAUAAUUACCUAUGGCAUGGAACUAAUGCAUGCACAUUUUAUGGUAACGUUUAUUAUUUGUUCUGAUAUCUGGGUGCUUUGUUUUACUCUACAAUUAUGCAUGCACUUUGAUUAUAUCGCUAGGGAAUUGAAAAAUUAUGAACCAAAUGAGAAAGCCUAUGUAAAAGAUCAAGAAUUUAUUGCCGAUUUGGUUAAAAGACAUCAAAUAUUAUUGAACAUUGGCGAUGGCUUAAAUUCCGUUUUUGGUGGUUUACUCCUCUUAAUGCUAAUGUCAAUUGCAGCUACACUUUGUUGUGCGGGGGUUUAUACUUUAACCCAGGACAUGGGCCGAGAAUUUAUAGAAUAUGUGGCAUUUCUUCCCAUUGCAGUUGGUCAAUAUUUUUUAAUUUGUUAUUAUGGUCAACAAUUGAUUAUAAAGAGUCAUAGUGUAGCAGAUGCCGCUUACAAUCAUUCGUGGUACAACGGUUCUAAACCGUAUAAAAAAUCAAUUUUUAUUAUUAUAAUGCGUUCUCAAAAGGAGGUGGAAUUAAAUGCUUUGGGCUUUCAACCAAUAUGUUUGGAAGCUUUUAAAAUGGUCAUGGGAGCAACUUAUCGUGUAUUUGCUUUGUUAAAAGAAACUAUGUUUUAAAAAAAAAGAUUAAACUUCAUUUUACAUAAUCACAAAUAGCA